This is a messenger RNA of Gryllus bimaculatus (two-spotted cricket), 1710 nucleotides long. Lineage: Eukaryota; Metazoa; Arthropoda; Insecta; Orthoptera; Gryllidae. The record is from the annotation of a GenBank genome assembly.
GAGGAGCGAGAUAAUGAGCUGUCUUCCUUGAAUAGACUUCGGUGCGCUUAGAGCGAUAAUGUAUGGCAUUGGAGGCAUUUGCUGAUCUGGAACAUGAAGUGCAACCUACGAGCCGUUUGCAUAUUUUUAGGUAUUUUCGGCGCAGCAUGGAUGUCUGCCGCAGAUCAACUCAAGAGGGGCUUAAAUACAGUUCCUGUAAAACCUCCAACCCAAUCACCUGAUGAUUUAACAGAAACAACAGAGGGCACUCCAAUCUCGGCAACCCAUGAAAUUUCUUCAGCAACUUCAACACAGAGAGAUUCCACAAACUCUGAGGUGCAUGUUCAUGCUUCCACAUUCAAUUACUCAUCAAAAGAAAAUUCAGAAGCAACACCAGUUGUAAUUUCAGAAGCAUCAACAGCUGAAAAUCCAGAAGCAUCAACAACUGAAAAUCCACAAGCAAAAACAGUUGUAAAUUCAGAAGCAUCAACAGCUGAAAAUUCAGAAACAUCAACAGCUGAAAUUCCAGAAGCAUCAACAGCUGAAAAUCCAGAAGCAACAACAGUUAAAAAUCCAGAAGCGAAAACAGUUGAAAAUUCAGAAGCAACAACAGCUAAAAAUCCAGAAGUAUCAACAGCUGAAAAUCCAGAAGCAACAACAGCUAAAAAUCCAGAAGCGAAAACAGUUGAAAAUUCAGAAGCAACAACUGCUGUUACUUCUGAAAUUAUCAAUGGACCUGGAAGAAUGGCACCUGAAGAUCUGUCUCCCGCAGAUAUCUCAUGCAGCCUUGAAAAACUCACAGCUGAAAAAGGAGAAAUAAAGCCACCCUAUGAGAAUGAAGAUAAAUGCCAGCGGUGGCUUGUGGAGUAUGAAGAAGGGUACAGUGUGGAUAUAACUGUUGACAGACUUGACCUUGAUGGCGAAACUUCUGAUUAUGUUUUAAUAAGUCCAGAUGAGAAUACUACAGGUGAUGCAGACAACCCUGUCCUUUCAUGGACUUUGACUGGAAAGAAAUAUUAUAAAAUACCAUACAAGGGAACAGCAUACAUUCAAUUUGUAACACACAAAUCAAAAACUAAAUCUGAAAAGCCGAAGGGAUUCCGUAUUAUUUUUGAACGCUCAGGGGAAUUGACAACAACUUCUCCAACCUCAACAGCUGGCCCAAUUCCUGAUCCAAUAGAUACAGAAAGUAUUAACAUUAUGGCUGAAUUUAGUGAUUCAGUGCAGGCGCAACUUGUACAAUUUAGGCAAGAAAUAGCUACACAAGCAAAUAAAUUCUGUAGCAAUAUAAAUCUUACAUUAAAUGCUUUUAUCAGACCUCAAGAAAGUAAAGAACGUGAAUCACAAACUAUUCAAGUUCCUCCUUUCCUUGAAUACAUGGAUUCAAAAUACGAUGAUCCUGAGUACUUGCCAUAUACUGACUCAAUGUAUGAUCUGGGUACAGAAACUUCUACUGAUGAUAGAUUUUCAUAUGGUGCUCUUCCGCCUUACACUAAACGUCCAAGUAAUGUGUCCACGUUCCAAUUUGGUCGACCGAGUAAUGCUGGAAUUGACAAUACUGGAUUUUUGGAAGAUGAGGAAGAAGAGUAUGAAAUUAUGAAUAGAGCCAGCAUCACAAAAGAAAUAAAGAAAGUAGACAAUGAAAAAGAAUAUAAAUUAUCUGAACAAGUAGAAGUAAAUGACAACAGUAGUGAGAAGCCUGUCCGAAAGGAACUUGUGAUAAUAGUAUAG